Ectocarpus siliculosus is the source of this 1245-nucleotide messenger RNA. Lineage: Eukaryota; Phaeophyceae; Ectocarpales; Ectocarpaceae. The record is from the annotation of a GenBank genome assembly.
AUGCUCCGAAGCUCAAACGAGUGGCAGAAGAGAAACAAUCGCGUGCCGGACGCGGAAAGCAAACGGCAGCGCCGUGCACCGAUCACGAGGGUUGAGAUGAUGUCCCCUCAAGCUGGUGAAGAUUUGGAACGCGGGAGCCGCAAUGGGGCAGCAGCGCCCCUGGGAAAACCCAGGAACUCCCCCGACGAGCCGAAGGUGGACCUCCGUUUUCGCGACGUGCGAUACAGCGUAGAGGUUUCCAAGACGAAGGCGUCUCUGAUGGGGGGGGAGGCCGGGGUGAAGCACAUCCUGAGGGGGGUCAGCGGAGCGGUGGAGUCCGGGCAGAUCUUGGCCAUCAUCGGCUCUAGCGGAGCGGGCAAGACGUCUCUGCUCGACGUGCUUGUCGGAAAGGUAUCGGCCCGCACGAAGGGGCUGAACAUCACCGGCGAUGUAAACGUUAACGGCAAGGCGAUGUCCAAGUCCUUCUUCUUGGAGAACGCCGCUUACGUUCCUCAGGAAGACCGCCUGUGGAGUGCCCUCACAGUUCGGGAAAACCUGACGUUCGCGUGCAAGAUGUACAGCCCGAUGUUGUCUCGAGGAGAGUGCAGCAAGCGCGUGGACGAGGUGCUCGUCAGCUUGGGCCUCGAGGGGUGCCAGCACACGAAGGUCGGAAACAUCUUCCUUAAGGGCACCUCCGGGGGCGAGAAACGACGCACUUCGAUAGGCGUCGAGCUCGUCUUCCUGCGCAAGAUACUCUUCCUCGACGAGCCGACGUCGGGUCUGGAUGCCGGUUCUGCCUCCGAGAUCAUGGACCUGCUAAGGGGUCUGGCGUCGGACACGGGGAUGAUUAUCAUCACCAGCGUGCACCAACCGUCCAGCCGCGUGUUCAACAGUUUCGACCAGGUGAUGCUGUUGACGAUGGGGCAGACGGCCUACUUCGGGCCGGCGGUGGACAGUCUCGCCCACUUCGCGCGCUUGGGCCACGAGCCGAAAGGUCUCGUCAACCCGGCAGACUACCUUCUCGAGAUCACCAACUCCCACUUCAGCGACACAAAAGCCGUGCAGCGGCUGGCCGAUGCAUGGAAGGAGACACCGGCGUGUCGAGCGUUAGAUACCCGUCUUUGUGCACCCGUCUCUCCGCCAUUGGCAGAGGGAUCGAAGGCCGGCUGGCUCUCAUCUUUCCUGCAGCUCCGCGCGCUGGUCGUCAGGACCUCAAUGAACAGCCUGAGGGACCCCGCCGUCUAUGCCCUAAGGUUUACAGUGUAG